Molecule: messenger RNA, 661 nt
Organism: Triticum aestivum (bread wheat)
Lineage: Eukaryota; Viridiplantae; Streptophyta; Magnoliopsida; Poales; Poaceae
Exons: 5
Coding region: 38-661 (207 amino acids)
Source: RefSeq, a predicted model, not a curated record
CAGCAUAAUAUUAUGUUGGAAAACAAACACUGCAUCAAUGACUACAAUCGUUGAAGAAAGUGACGAUGACAAUAAGGGAGGUCAUGAUGAUGUUCAAAUAUUGGAAAGUGUAGAUGAUAUUAAAAAAACAAAACAAAAAAUCCCAUUAUCUGUUGAAAAUAAAUAUAGAUCACUAAUAUCUAUUCUUUCUAAUAUGAGCAUGCAUGAGUUAACAGGUGCACUCUGUAACUUCAUUAAAUCAAUCAAAUACACCGAGAUUUUAGAGAAAGUAUGGAUCCAAAGUUCAAAUCCAUAUCCAAUUAGCUUGUCUCUCGGAAAGCUACAAGGAAUGCUACAGGAUGAUUUACCCAUGGAUCGAGAUUGCUUUAAUUUGGUCAUACGGAAGAUUAUGUUUGAUGACAUCCAAACGGCACAAAAAACAAAACAAUUGAUAACAAAGCAUUAUGUUGACAUGAAAUUUUGGAUGACUACUGAUUUUGGACGACACCCAAAAUUCCGCAAAAAGUUAGACGUGGAGCAACUAGCAAAUUCUGUUCGCAGUUGGCCUGGUAUCAAAUAUAAUGUUUCAACAUGCAAAUCGAUAACAUGCCUGACGGUGUACUUGAAUUCAUCAGUUGUAUCAGGAAAAUCCAAUGUAAAACUGAUGAUUGGUGGCAAAUGA